GUGACCAUGAACAAAUACGAAAAUUAUCUCUAUUUUCUUGCGUGGCCGUGCGCUAUUAUUUAUUCCGCAUAUCAAUUUUAUUCGUCGAGCGAUUAUUUCGACAACUAUUACGAUACGUACGGUGAUUUCGAUUCAGGAUGGACUUGGAUCAAGAGAAAACGAGACAUUUCUGAUCAAGAGUGGCGUAUAUGGCUUACACUGCUUAGUAGACUGGUACCAUGUACUUUUAUACAUCAUUUUGUCAGCCAAAUUACUAAAAUUAACAAUAAUAACAAUAUGAUAUUAUGCUGUUGGUAUAUUCUGGCAUCUGCAAUGUUCCUUUAUUAUUAUUUGGGUAUAUUAGGCUUCUUGUGUAUAUUGAUACAACCUAUAUUCUUGCAUAUAUUAACAAGUAUAUGCAGCAAGAGUACAGCAUGGUUUAUACAUGUAUUAUUCUUAUUUGUAAUACAUGUGUUAAAAAUACCAGAUGGUGCUUUCCAGAGCUGGCUAGAAUUCAAUGAUGAGCAGCAUUUUAUCUUGACACUUACAAUGUGUUGGAUGCAUCUAAGAAGUAUUAGUUAUAAUAUGGACAGUAUUGAUGGACAAUUAAGUGGCAUAAACAGGUUUAUCCAAAGACUGGCCUAUUGCUUGUAUCUACCUACGUUAUUUUUAGGGCCACUUAUUUUGUAUCACGAAUUUGUGGACUCUAUUAAUCAACCGUAUCGAUAUUGGAAUUAUAAAAAGCUGCAAACUUUCGUAUUAAAUUUGAUUAGAUACAUGUUCUGGAUAUACUUCACUGAAUUAUUAUUACACUUUCUUUAUAUAAAUGCGAUACAGUAUCAUCCACAGAUUGUGCAAAAUUUGAAUUCUUGGGCACUAUAUGGUUUAGGAUAUUGCAUGGGACAGUUCUUCCUGAAUAAAUAUGUUGUGAUCUAUGGAAUUUGCGGUAGUUUAUGUGCAUUGGACGAUAUAAAAGCGCCACCACAACCCAAAUGUAUAGGCAGGAUUCACUUAUACUCCGACAUGUGGAAACAUUUUGAUAGAGGAUUUUAUAAAUUUCUCGUAAGAUAUAUUUAUCUACCGAUUCAGAGGUCUCACGUGUACUUUGGGAAGCUGUUUGCGUCAUUUUCAUGUUUCACAUUUGUCAUUAUAUGGCAUGGGAUACAAAUGAAUAUCUUUAUUUGGUCAUUACUCAAUUUUUUAGGAAUAAUAAUCGAAAGUAUAGGGGUAUCAAUUGGUAAAAGCACAAAAUAUCGCAAAUUGCAAAAUAUGUAUUUGUCCUCGGUAAAUACUAGGAGAUUCCAUUGCAUGUUAGCGAGUCCUCUUCUAGCAAUGUCGGCCAUAUCAAACUUUUAUUUUUUCGGAGGGCAAGAAAUUGGAAAUAUUUUUAUACACAACAUAUUACACGGGUCUUGGGAAGUUUUGCUUGUCUUACUUUCUUUUCUUUAUUGCUGUUGUCAACUUUCCAUACAUAUCAAAAACUGGGAGUUGAAACGUAUUAAAGAAUGAAACUUUUAUAAAUUAACAGAAUACGUGAAUUCUGUUUUCUUAGUGGCAUAUUCAUAAAAGGAAUCAACUCUUUUUAUACGUAUCUACAACAUUUCUCUCUCAAGAUAUAUACUCCUUGAGAGACAUUGGAUGUAACAGGGAGAUUGCAUAUCAUGGAAUACAAAGUGUGUAAAAGUAAAAAUCCAUAUUGGAAUAUUUUUAGAAAUUUAUUUGUAAGUACAAAAUAUGUAGAAAAAUACGUUGUGUAAACAAACUUAUUGCGACUUAUAAUAUUAUGAUAUUUACGUUGAAUUAAGACUGACUAUACGAAUGUGAUACAUUUGAGUAUAAUUCCUUAUAGCGAUUAUAUAUAAAGACUCUACUCACUUUAUGAUCUGUUAGUGUGACACUAUAUAUAUCAUAUAGGCGUUUAACUUUAUUAGUCACCAUAUUCAUAUGUCAUUCUAUAUACCUAUAUAUGUAUAUACAUAAAUAUAUAUGUAUGGAUUCUUAUUUAUUAUGUUUUUUUUCUCCAUAAAAAUUUAUGUAAGGCACGUUUUACGACAUAAUAAUAAAAAUUUUUCCGGAUAUAUAAUCUAUCUUGUUCAUCUCUUAAGUGUGUGUACUGUACAUAUGCACCGGAUGUUAUUUUACAAUCAUCAAUCACUGUUAACAAUGUAAUAACUAUUACAUUUAAUUGUGUCUUCCUAUCAUAUGGGGUGUAUCGAUAUGUUUGUACACACAGUCGAACAAUUAUAUAUUGACGUUACAAGAAAUUAUGAAAAUAAUGUUAUACUACAGGUGUAACAGAGUUAAAUAUAUAUGGUAACCAUAUAUUGAUACAUCAAUUUUGUUUUAUUGCGUUUUAUAUGAAUAUAUGUAUGUUGCAAAUUAAUUUUAUCGACUUAUAUAAAUGUGAUAUUGUAGGGAAUAAAUUGACAUCUCUUGCUUGUAUUAAUAUAAAUAUGAUAAAAAAACAAUACCUAAAAAUUUAUAAAUGCAAUGAAAAAUAUGGUUCUUCAGUUAUAUUUGCAUAAUUAAAAUUGAAUUCAUAGAAACACAUCGAUUUCCGACAGCUUAAACUCGAAAAAAUGAAUGAAUCUGUAAUCUAAAAAUGCAGGAAAGCUGCGACAUUCUGCAGUACGUGUUGUACAUUUUGCAUUGUAUAUUGUACAGUGCACAGUUUAGAAAAGUUCAUAUUAUUUAACAUAAAAAUCUGUGGUACACAAAUUUUUUCUCGUGUGAAUCAAACGAUCACAGUAUAAUUUAUAAAUAUCUUUGUCUCGAAACAUAAUUUGUUCAUUUAAAUAAAAUAAAAUAUUGUUGGA
Molecule: messenger RNA, 2795 nt
Organism: Dinoponera quadriceps
Lineage: Eukaryota; Metazoa; Arthropoda; Insecta; Hymenoptera; Formicidae
Gene: rasp
Product: protein-cysteine N-palmitoyltransferase Rasp
Exons: 7
Coding region: 7-1488 (493 amino acids)
Biological process (GO): protein palmitoylation
Cellular component (GO): endoplasmic reticulum
Molecular function (GO): palmitoyltransferase activity
Source: RefSeq, a predicted model, not a curated record